Messenger RNA from Corvus hawaiiensis (hawaiian crow), 1123 nucleotides. It is a transcript of the gene CWC15, whose product is annotated as CWC15 spliceosome associated protein homolog. Gene Ontology annotation, biological process: mRNA cis splicing, via spliceosome. The record is from RefSeq and is a predicted model, not a curated record. Gene Ontology annotation, molecular function: RNA binding. The transcript has 7 exons. Gene Ontology annotation, cellular component: catalytic step 2 spliceosome. The coding region runs from base 114 to 806 and encodes 230 amino acids. NCBI's taxonomy places the organism in Eukaryota, Metazoa, Chordata, Aves, Passeriformes, Corvidae.
GUCAGAGCUCCCGUCUCGAUGGCCCGCCGCGGUGCAUUGUGGGUGCCUGGCGGAGCUAUGGUGGUGCUCUAGGGCCCGGCUGCGCAGGGCAGAGGAGGCCGCGGUGAGUGAAGAUGACGACAGCAGCAAGGCCAACGUUUGAACCUGCAAGAGGAGGAAGAGGAAAAGGUGAAGGAGACUUAAGCCAGCUAUCCAAACAGUAUUCCAGCAGAGAUCUUCCUUCUCAUACUAAAAUCAAAUACAGACAGACCACUCAGGAUGCUCCUGAAGAGGUGCGUAACCGCGAUUUCAGAAGGGAGCUGGAGGAGAGAGAACGAGUUGCUGCAAGAGAAAAGAAUAGAGACAGACCAACCAGAGAACAUACAACAUCAUCAUCUGUGUCUAAGAAGCCUCGGCUAGACCAGAUUCCUGCGGCAAAUCUUGAUGCAGAUGAUCCUCUUACUGAUGAAGAUGAUGAAGAUGAGGACUUGGAAGACAGUGAUGAUGAUGACACUGCAGCUCUUCUGGCUGAGCUGGAAAAAAUCAAGAAAGAACGAGCUGAAGAACAGGCUCGAAAGGAACAAGAGCAAAAGGCCGAAGAAGAAAGAAUUCGGAUGGAGAACAUCCUGAGUGGUAACCCACUGCUGAACCUUACUGGGCCAGCACAGCCUCAGGCAAACUUCAAAGUGAAGAGGAGGUGGGAUGAUGAUGUUGUCUUCAAGAACUGUGCCAAGGGGAUAGACGAAACAAAAAAGGACAAAAGAUUUGUCAAUGACACUCUGCGAUCAGAAUUUCACAAAAAGUUCAUGGAAAAAUAUAUCAAGUAGUACAGUUUUAUGUGCAGUAGCGUGCAAGGACUUGGUAGGUCAUGGUCGUUCCCUCCCUUUCCCUCAGAAUUUAAGGCUGAAUGUUUGGUCAUGGAUUCCCAAAUGCUUUUCCAAGAUCAGCAACAGCUUCAUAAUUAAUAAGUGCUAUGUGUCUGGAGGUUUUAUUCCUGCAUAUUGUUUUCCUUUACAGUUUUAAUUAAACCAGUUUGUGUCUCAUGAAUGUUUUUCUUUCUUCAUGUGUGUUUACUUUUACUGUCCACCUUGUAAGUGGUAGAAGAGAGAACCUGAUUUGCAAUAAAUACUGCUGAUUGUUUAAA